Molecule: messenger RNA, 1388 nt
Organism: Actinia tenebrosa (Australian red waratah sea anemone)
Lineage: Eukaryota; Metazoa; Cnidaria; Anthozoa; Actiniaria; Actiniidae
Molecular function (GO): nucleic acid binding
Source: RefSeq, a predicted model, not a curated record
GCACAAGGGACCCAAUCACACCGCCAUCCAUCGGCCGCGGAGAGACGGACAAGAACACGAUUAACCAUCUUUUCUAACAUCUUACCAUCAGUAGCGCAAGCCCUAAGAGGCGGCAAACAACAUCAGAAACAAUGACUACGGCUGAAGAGGUUAAGGUUGAAGAAGAAGAACCUGUAAAAAAGGUCAUUGCUACCAAAGUUUCGGGCACAGUGAAGUGGUUCAAUGUAAAGAAUGGCUAUGGCUUCAUCAACAGAGAUGACAACAAGGAAGAUAUCUUUGUUCACCAGACUGCCAUUUCUAAGAACAACCCCAAGAAGUACCUUAGAAGUGUUGGAGACGGAGAAGUAGUUGAGUUUGAUGUAGUCUCUGGCUCUAAGGGCUUGGAAGCCGCAAAUGUAACUGGCCCUGAAGGAAUUCCAGUACAGGGUAGCAAGUAUGCACCUGAUCGCCGUAGGAAUAGAUACAACUACUACUACUACCGCCGACCAAGGAACCGCCCUCGUCGAAGACCGGAUAGCGCUACAAAUGGAGAGGCCAAAGAUGAUCAAGAUCAAGAGGGCAAGGGAACGGACUCUGGGGAUGGUGGUGAAAAACCUCACCCAAGGAGAAGGAGACGUCCAUUCUGGAGAAAGUACCGGGGUCCAAGAAGAGAUGAACAUUCUGGUGCUGAAAGCACCGGGGAAGGUCAACAACAAGAUCAUGAUGGCUCACCCAACAAUGAUCAAGAGCAAAGACCUCCCCGUAGACGCCGCCCUAGGUAUAGACCAAGACGUCCUCGUAGUGACAACGAAGAAAGAAGUGACGAUCAAAGAGAGAAAAAGGAGGGUGAUGAAGAGGGCCAUGAAGAAGGGAGUAGACCAACUCGUAGACGAUUCAGACGCUACAGAAGAAGGCGUCCCCCACAGAGUGGUGAAAAUGAACAAAAGCCACCAAGUCAAGAAAAGGGAGAGCAAGCUCCAUCUUCAGAUGCUGCACCUGAAAAUUAAAGACCUAAAAGCAUUGGUUAGACAGUUUUCCAGCUAGAAAAAGGAUUAUCCAUAAUUUACUCCAACUAGAUUAAACCAUGAUUAUUACAUUCCAUAAUAUUUCUUAUUUUUCCUUUACCAAUAUAUACCUUAACAGUUUUCUUUACAAUUUUGUUAAUUUAAGUUCUGGGGUUGUUCUAGCUUCUAUGAAUUUUUCAAACCCUUUGUUGCUGUUCAAUUCCCAGCUUUGUUAACAGUUUAGUUAGCUUUUCUAAUCAUGGUUUUGGUCUAAUGUUUGAGAUUGUUUUUUUGUCAUCUUUGUCUACAUGUUUCCAUCUUGUAAAGUAUGUAUGUGGAAGAAAGUCAGGGCAAUACAUCUUGUCUAUAUGGCUUUAAUAAAACAACACGCUUGCCAUUUGAUAA